AUGUCUGACCCGCAAGUACUUGUUCAAAGAGCUCAGAAAAAGGCUCAACCUUCGUCAGGAUUCCUUAAGCUUUUUGGAGCUUCUGACUCCUACAAAUACGAAGAGGCGGCUGAUCUUUACAUAGAGGCCGCGAAUCUUUAUAAACUGCGCAAGGAGUUGGAAACAGCGGGUGAUUUGUUUCUGCAAGCUGCUGCGUGCCAGAUCAAAGCCCAAAACGAUGAUGAAGCCGGAAACACAUUUGUGGAGGGUUUCAAGGCGUUCAAAGCCGGCUCAUCACCCACAAAGGCUUGUGAAGCUCUUCACAAGGCUAUAGAUAUCUUCACACGCAGAGGACAAUUCAGGAGAGGCGCCAAUUUCAAGUUUGAGCUUGCUGAGAUCUUGGAGGGAGAUCUCCACGACUACUCGCAAGCAGUGACCGCGUACGAGGCUGCAGCCGACUGGUACGCCCAAGAUCAAGCUCUGGCACUUGCAAACAAAGCUUACCUGAAAUGUGCCGACCUGCAGGCUCUGGAUGGCCAUUAUAUCGAGGCUUGUGACGUUUAUAGGAAAGUCAUUGCCAACUCCGUUGGCAACAAGCUCAGUCAGUGGUCUCUUAAAGAGUAUUUUCUGAAGACUGCACUAUGCUAUUUGGCCGCUGAUGACCAGGUAGCCGCACAGAGAACUGUAGCGGAAGCGCAAGAACAAGAUUCGAACUUCUCCGGGUCGCGCGAGCACGAACUGAUCAGUGCGCUUCUCGAGGCCUGUGCCGAAGGUGAUUCCGAGAAACUCAGCGCUAAAGUCUACGAGUUCGAUCGCUUUUCCAAGCUUGACAAGUGGAAGACUACUAUACUCUUGAAAAUCAAAGACUCCAUUGCAGCUGCAGAUGACGAUUUGUUGUAA
This is a messenger RNA of Lachancea nothofagi CBS 11611, 879 nucleotides long. NCBI's taxonomy places the organism in Eukaryota, Fungi, Ascomycota, Saccharomycetes, Saccharomycetales, Saccharomycetaceae. The record is from the annotation of a GenBank genome assembly.